AAGCGCUAACUUCUGCUGGACACAGGCACUGUGCGGCAAAAUAUUUCAAAAAAAAUUCGAGAUGCGCUUUCGUCGAUAAAAGAGGAAUACGGGCGUUGAAGUGUAAAAGAAAUUCGUGAUGUAAAACAAUUGAAAUUGAAACGCGUCAGAUUUCGCCUACCGCGAAGCGUGGCUUGUCGAAAUUGAGCUGCAUAAAUCUAGACAAUCCGAAGAAACGGGAGGGAGAAAGCAAUUCUCUCGUUCCGUCGUGUCGUGCCGAGCGGAUUCGCCGCGAGGCGACGGCGUGUUCCGGACACCCGGUAGACGCGCGCGCGCUCGAGUGCAGACAGCUGCGCCCGCGUUCGAGCAGCGGUUGACCCGCGCAGUAGUUCUCAUCGUGGUACGGCGCGGCGGCCGUGUCGUGGUGGUCGCGACCGCUCUCACGCGCGCCGACGGACGUUCAGCGUGUCGUCGGAUACGGUUUUCGCGACUCGCUCGUAGGGGCAGCUCUCGCGUUGGGCCGAUGAGGUGAUGCGCGGUCCCGCGGCGGGCCCAGACUCCGGAUCGCCCAGGUGAGAGCCGCGUCGCGUGUCGUGGCGCGGGAACUCGGUCGCGGUUUUCUGGGGUAAAGGGAGUAGCGAACCUCUUGGGGGGGCCCAGGUCCAGCGGGGGAUCACGUGACCCGUGUGUUUACCAAAAUGGUGAACGUCCGUGGUGCGAUACGAACGGCACUGCGUUCCGUCCGCACGGGAGCGGCCGCGCGGCGCUCGGAUGCGUAAAUAGCCGCGAUCAGCUGUGCUACGUGCGCGGAACGGUGAGACAGAAAGACAGCGCGGGGCAAGAGAACGAGAGGGAUAGGGGUGCGCUCGCAGUCUCGGCGUCCCAAUCGUACGGCGUCGUCGCCGUCGUCCCGACACGGCGUCGCGUCCCCCGGACGAGUCGAUCCGCGGCGCCUCGGUCAUCGCCGCCGUCCCCGUCGGCCCCGCGUUCCACGCUCGUUCCCUCUCGCUCGCGGGCGAAAGUUCGAAAGUGGACGCGCGCGAUCGCGGGAGAUGCCAGGAGCCGACGCGGAGGCGGUCACGGUACGACGAUCGCCUCCUAGUCGCGCGACGGUGGCAUCGCGCUAGACCGGAGUCUCCCGCGAUGCCGCGCGCUCGUCCCGCUGCGCCGAGCUCGUCCUCGAUCCGCGCGUCGUCCGCACCGUGAACUCGCCCCCGCCCCCCCCCACCCGCGCUCCGGCGAUCCUGUCAUCCUCCUUGUGUCGCGCCGCUGACGAGAGGGUGACCCGAGGCUUCCACAGGCCUAAUUCCAUUCGCCAAUGAUGCUGAGCUCGAGGGACACCAGAUGAUCUCUGACAUAGGGUAGUGCGAGCGAAGAGCACUUUGACAACAGACAUCUAAAUGUCAGGAGGUGUCCUCGCAUAGCGCUGAGUGCUGCGGCCAGGCAUUCUUAAACAUGGCCACGUAUCAAGUCGACUACCAGUGGGCUUAUUCCAUAAUGGAUUCAUCCAGGAUAUCCACUUUCCUAAUAUCAAUUCUGCUGAUAGUUUACGGUAGUUUCCGAUCUCUAAACAUGGAGCAGGAGGCGAGGGAAAGAGAAAAGGAGAAGGAACGUAGUAAUUUAUUGACUGGGAUUACGAGUAACAGCAGCGCCGGCAACCCGGACGGCGCCAACGGAGGAAGAGUCCAAACUCUCGACACGAUGCAUGCUCUCUGUCUACCUCUCGGUGCUUCCAUUUCUCUACUCGUCAUGUUUUUCUUUUUCGACAGUAUGCAGAUGCUCCUUGCAAUUUGUACAGCCAUUAUAGCUACGGUUGCAUUGGCGUUUCUUUUAUUGCCCAUGUGUCAGUACAUCAUUAGACCGUGUUCCGAUGGUAACAAAAUAUCCUUCGGUGUCUGCGGGAGAUUCACGGGCGCGGAACUACUCUCGUUCUCGCUCAGCGUGAGUAUAGUAUGCAUCUGGGUCUUGACCGGACACUGGCUGCUGAUGGAUGCGAUGGGUAUGGGCUUGUGCGUGGCAUUUAUCGCAUUUGUUCGACUACCUAGUCUCAAGGUAUCCACACUGUUGUUAACCGGACUGCUGAUUUACGAUGUCUUCUGGGUUUUCUUUUCGUCCUACAUAUUCAGCACAAACGUAAUGGUUAAGGUAGCAACUAGGCCUGCGGAUAAUCCAGUAAGUCUCGUGGCUAGAAGAUUACACUUAGGCGGCGUGGCGAGAGCCGCGCCGAAACUACCAUUACCUGGAAAACUAGUUUUCCCGUCGAUGCAUCAAGCGGGACACUUUUCAAUGUUGGGUCUCGGCGACGUAGUCAUGCCGGGUCUUCUGCUCUGUUUUGUCCUGCGCUACGACGCAUACAAAAAGACUCAGCUAUUGCCCGGCGGUUGCGAAACUGGAGUGCCACCGCCGCGCCACUUCAGCCGAAUUAGCUACUUUCAUUGCUCCUUGAUCGGUUAUUUUCUUGGUCUACUUACCGCCACUGUAAGCUCUGAGGUGUUCAAAGCUGCGCAGCCUGCCUUAUUGUACCUUGUGCCCUUCACUUUGUUGCCGUUGCUCACGAUGGCGUAUUUGAAGGGAGAUUUGCGUCGGAUGUGGAGUGAACCAUUCAUAUCUCAACAACCUUCUAAGCAUAUAGACGUUUGACAAGAGUCAUGGGUCCCUAUACAUUGUGUUGCAUUGGAGGCAAAACUCUUGCACGAGAUUCACCGUCAUUUAACCUCACACUUUUAUUUUCAUCAAUGUCAUUUAAUGUAAGUAAUUUUUUCUACGCAUACUCACAUGUGCGCAAUUCAUUCGCAUUCUUUUUUCAAAGUCAAUACGACGUACGGAGAAAUUAAUCGGAUCUAAGCAUCGAUUAUGAUUUUGUUUUGCGACGCAAAAAUUCAUGUAAAUGAUACAUUGUACCGCGUAAAUAAUUUAAAUGUAAUAUAAUGUCACGAAUGUAAUGUUAGCGGUGCAAAGAACUUUUUACCGAAACGAAUAGAGAACGGAAAAGUCUCUGAGAAUAUUUCUGGAAUGCCAAAUGACACGUAUAUUAUUGGCAUUCUUUCUGUGUCUUAACUUGAUGUUGAGUAUAUGGAUAGACAUUGUGCACAGUAGAUAACGCAACCGAUAAUUAUCGUCAUUUCGAGCUAAUAAGUAAUAACUAAAGACUAUGUAUCAUGCGGUUAAUUUAACGAAUGAAGGAAGAUUGUUUUCUUCUACUAGAGUCAUCGUAAGAGAAAAAUAUUCUCGAAAUACUUUUGAUCGAACAAAAAAUAUAGAGAACUAAAUACUACUCCCGUACAAUUGAGUUACAAGUGACUGAAAAGAGGAAUAUCGCAGAGUACCAUUUUUUUUUGGUUUAACUAUCACUACUCAAUCAGAAUCGAAUUACUUGCGAAUGUGUAGCUAUGAAUAGGAUAAUUUAUAAACUGUUUGAAUAUUUAGAUAAGAAUCCAAUACACAUGUACGUGUAGGUUGUGACUUUGUUUUAAAGUUGGUUUAACGCUGAGCAACGUAGUAAUACUAAAAGCAAUUGUAUAUAUUUAUUAUCGUUUUCAUCAACUUUUAAGGGGGCACAAAGUUUUGCGAUAAUCAACGGCACGCUUUUCGAUACCAUGUUUCGUUUUGCUACUCGUUUGUUAACAAGUAUCAUAUCUAUUUCGGAAGUACAGUUCAUUGUCAUUCUCAAUGUGUAAGUAGAAGACGAAGUACGAAAUUGCGUUGUUGAAGAUAACUACAGGAACGUUUGAACAAAUAAGGCUUUCUAAACGAGCUCUUGCUAUGGAUAGGCCAUCAGAAAGACUUUAUAUGUUUAUUUAAGGACAAGACUGAAGAUAAUAUGUAUGAAAGCCAAUUUAUUAAGUAACUCUUCUGAAAGAUAAACGAGUUUUUCCAUUCUCUUAGAUCAAUCUAUAAUAUCGUAGAGGUUAAUGAAAAAUAACAUAAAAAAAAUAUAUAUAUAUUCUAAUAUAAUAACAUUACUGUGUAUCUAAGAGAGGUGGAAUUAUAACUGCUUUCAUAUUGUUUCUUAUAAUAGGUUACGUAAAACUCAUAAUCAUGGUUCAAUUAGAUAUUUAACGAUUGCCUGAAUCAUUUUUUAUGUCGUCAUACUCAGCGAAUUUCUAAACUAUACAUACGUUGGAACAAUCUUUCAUAAUUUACGGCUCUUCGCGUAAAUAUUAUCAUCACACAAGUUUUGUAAGACUACUUUUUCAGUCCAGUUAGAGAAAAAUAUACAAUAGAGAAGCUAAAGUAUUCGGCAUGUUGAAUUUAAUCUGUAUUAAUAGAGAAACAUUAUAUUAACAUAGGAAAAGAAAAUCCAAGUUUAUUCUUACGCAGAGAAGGCAUUUUUAACAUCAUCUCGUUAGCUUUGUAAUGUUUUUAAUAUUAUUUCAUUCUUCAUUUGCCUACCUGUCCAUAGCACAAGCAAUUUAGUCUCCAUCGUAUAUUUCAGUAUCAGCUAAACCAUUUUUUUUACAACAACUACUUUUAUAAAAUAAGUAAUAAGAUAUAUUUUACUUCCUACUUCCUCCUAUUACUUUAUCAGAAAAUUACGAAGAUACGUUUGUAAAAUGGUUUUAACCAAUUUUCAACCAAUUCAACAUAUACAUUUUUUUAAAGAGUAAUUUUCAACCGUGACUAAUGCUCAAAUCAUCAAUUUAUCUCUCAACACCCACGAUUUUUCUUUCUUCUUUUUUUUUAUCAAUUACGUACACUGCAACAUGACAUUUAUGUUUCUGUAAUGUACAUUUUGAAUUUUUUUUCUCUUCCAAUGUACAUACGAAUAAUCUCGAGAGGCAGAGUUCACAGUAAGAUCUGCGUAAUGCCUCCGUAAAAAGAUUUUGCUUAUCAAGCAAACAAUUGAAUGCAAUGAAUUUUGAAUACGACGUAGCGUGUAUCUUUAAGGAAACGUUCAAGUUUUCGGACAUAGAUUAGUGCAAUAUAAUUUAUAAUUUAUAUCGCAAGAGAUAUCACAUAAUACUUUCGUCGUACUGAAGUAAUUGUGUAUUUCCCCGUUUUGCUUACAACGACUCCUUCGAGCGACGAGUGUUUUUGUACAAACGAAAUUAAAGCAUAAUUAUAGAAACUGUUUAUAAUAAGAUUACAACUUAGUUUAUGGUAAAAAUGAGAGGUACAUUAAUUAUAUAAUACUUUCGUUUUCUUCUUCUAAUACAAACGAGAAACCGUGGUUUUUCGCUGGACAUCCUAAACUCUGACGACUUAUUUAUUGACUAGAAAAGUUAUGUAAAUUUCAGAAAGUGUAUAUAAAAUAAGUACGCAAUUGUCCUUCAGUUUUUCCCACAAACUAAGUGACGCGGUAAAAAAAAGAACAGAUACUAUAUAUAUAUAUACAUAUAUAUAUAUAUUAGUGAUAUGACGUAUGAUAGUGACAGAAUGAUCAAGGAACAGGUUUAAAUAAAAAUCAAGAGUUAAACCGUAUACACACAAAUAUUAUUAAAUGCUGGAUAUUAUAUAGGUAAUAUACUAAAGAGCACUCGCUUGUACCGUUGCAAUUCUCGACUUGCAUGUGUACAGCUAUGUACAUUUUUAUAUAUAAUAAAACCUGACCAUUUUCACAUGGUCGCGUUUGAAAAGUAAAGUUAUUGAUAACAAA
Vollenhovia emeryi is the source of this 5575-nucleotide messenger RNA. RefSeq names its product signal peptide peptidase-like 3 (gene SppL). Gene Ontology annotation, molecular function: aspartic endopeptidase activity, intramembrane cleaving. The transcript is spliced from 6 exons. Gene Ontology annotation, biological process: membrane protein proteolysis. Lineage: Eukaryota; Metazoa; Arthropoda; Insecta; Hymenoptera; Formicidae. The record is from RefSeq and is a predicted model, not a curated record. The coding region runs from base 1435 to 2619 and encodes 394 amino acids. Gene Ontology annotation, cellular component: lumenal side of endoplasmic reticulum membrane; Golgi-associated vesicle membrane; cytoplasmic side of endoplasmic reticulum membrane.